Messenger RNA from Liolophura sinensis, 4141 nucleotides. RefSeq names its product integrin alpha-4-like. NCBI's taxonomy places the organism in Eukaryota, Metazoa, Mollusca, Polyplacophora, Chitonida, Chitonidae. The transcript is spliced from 22 exons. Gene Ontology annotation, molecular function: integrin binding. Bases 543 to 3887 code for a protein of 1114 amino acids. Gene Ontology annotation, cellular component: external side of plasma membrane; integrin complex. Gene Ontology annotation, biological process: cell-cell adhesion; cell-matrix adhesion; cell adhesion mediated by integrin. The record is from RefSeq and is a predicted model, not a curated record.
ACCUGAUGGGAGAAGUUGUCAAGAAUAAGUCGUGAAGGACAGCAGAUGCCACCCCACUCCCUCUCCCCUCCCCUCCACCACUCAAGCCUACCAUCACAUACAGGCUUGCCAGCUAAAUGACCGCCAGAUAUGGUUGACAAUUGAGGCAUCGCCUGCUGCAGCACAGAACACCUGCCACCCUACCGUAUAAGCAGACAAUACAUGGCUGGUGAAAGCCAUACGGAUUUUACAUAAGUUAUUCUUGCAUUUGCAGAAUCAAUAUUUGGAGAAAAAAUGUGAUUUCGCCUUAUCUAAUUGUGUUUACGUGAAAAGGAUUUUAAAAAACGAGCAUUGAAAAAGACAACAUUAAAGUGGACACAGACACAGUUCAUUGUGUGUCUCGUCAAAAGUGUGAACAUUGUCUCACUAACAACAACAACAUCAUGCAAGACGAGGUUUGUGUUUGACCAGCGGUUUUGAAAGGACAAAAAGUUUUUUGCACAGUUUAAUUGGAUUUACUGCAUAAACAGUGUGAGUCAGCGUUGAAAAUAUACAAGAGCACGAUGAACAGAACGUUUUUCUUGUUUUGUGCUCAUUUCGUAUAUCUUGGAUGUCACGUGUUUAUUUCGGGAUUUAAUGUGGAUACCGAAUUGUCUGGCCUGAUUUCUGGCCCGAAUAACUCAUAUUUUGGAUACACAGUCGGAAUUAUACUGGUGAAUGAUGAGGCAAGGAUUAUAGUGGGAGCUCCCAGAUCUAAUCUUACAUCACAGCCGACAUGGACAGAGCCGGGUGCUGUAUACGCAUGUCAGCUCGACAAGCCAGCUGUCUGUCGUCAGCUUAACAUGGGGGAAACGGGAGAAGAGAAUGCCGAAGACGUCGCCCGGCAAGGGUUAGGCUCCAGCCUCGACGUGUGGACAAGUCGAUCUAGACAGUUCCAUAAAAUACUGGCCUGCGCACCGCUGUGGAAGAAUACAAAGUAUCAAAAACAAUACCUUGUUCAGGGUCGGUGUCAUGAGGUCGGGUACAGCGAUGACGUCACAUUUCAGAAGAUCUACCAUCCCCUGGAGUCUCGACGUAGUCGUGACGAGCAGGUGACGAGGGACAAUACCUACCUGAAAGGCAUGGGACAGGCUGGAAUCUCCGCGGAAUUCUUCAGGGAUAACUCAGCCUUGCUAGUUGGGGCCCCCGGACUGUUUAACUGGAGAGGUGGGGUGACCUUUAUCAAAAACAACAGCCAGCCCUACUACAGACCUUACUGGCUGGAAGAUGACUCUCAAAAUGAUGUGUAUGCAGGGUACAGCGUAGCUUCUGGUUCUUUUUUCUCGGACUAUACGGAUUAUUCUGUCACAGGAGUGCCUCGCUGGAACGGCGUGGGAAAGGUUAUAAUCUUUGACCAGACUUUCCAGCAAAUCGCAACGGAGCGGGUUGGCGAGCAGUUUGGAAGUUACUUUGGCGCAUCUCUGUGCGUCACGAACUUCAAUGGCGAUGCAUACGACGACUUACUGGUCGGAGCACCACUGUAUUCUGACGUCACCGAGGAAGGUCGCGUGUACUCCUACAUCAGUCGAGGUUUACCUCCGACCAUUGCUCAUGACCGAAUUUUGAAAGGACCUAACAAGUAUCGAUCUCGAUUUGGGACCGCCAUCAUGGGAAUAGGAGACAUCGACAAAGAUAACUACAACGACGUGGCUAUUGGAGCACCGUUCGCUGAUGACACGGGUGCGGUAUAUAUCUAUCAUGGGAGCUAUUCGGGUUUGUCUGAGGUGUACUCCCAGGAGAUCAGGGGACAAGCCGUUCACGAGAAACUGAAGGGAUUCGGCUGGGCUCUCUCCAAACCCCAGGACACCGACAAUAACGGUUAUCAAGAUUUCGCCGUCGGAUCUUUUCUGUCAGACAAAGUGGUUGUCCUGAAAACGAGGCCGGUUGCUACAGUACGCGCGUCAAUCAACCUCGAACGUGACGUCAUUAACUUGCUGGAACGCGAUUGUUACUACAAGGAUCGACCCCACGCCUGUAUUCACGUGGAUCUGACCUUCCUAUACACGGGACAGUACGCUCCCGAGGAGAUAGAGAUAGAGUACGAGUUUCUAGCAGAUACCCACCCUGAUGAUGAGUACGAAGUGGGCAGGGCACAGAUCCUUCCCACUGAUGGAGAACCAAGCUCGGCCAGCCCCGCCAUCCACAAGAAGCUCUACCUGUCCAAUGGCAUGGAGCAACGUCAGAAGUUCAGCAUCAUCAUUAAGCCGAAACUGGAUACAUUCACGGAUGUGGUGUUCGAGCUGAACUUCAGCAAAACUAACUAUUGCUCACCUGACCUAAAGCCGAACCAGUGUUCAGUAUUAAACCACAAAAUACCUCAAACAAUCACAGAAACGAUUUCAUUUCGUAAAGAGUGCGACUCCGACCGUGGAUGCAUCUCGGACUUGAAACUCCAGUCUACCGCUCCCGUAACCCUGUUGGUCGGUGCCACGCCCUUUCUUACCUUAAAGGUCAUCGUCACCAACAGAGGGGGUGCGGCUUACCUCUCCAUGGUAACGCUGCGUUGCCAGGGCGACAUAAAAGUGGCGGCUGUGGACACUAUUGAGGUGCCACGUGAUAACCCGGAAGGGAUUACAAAAAUCCGGUGUUCGUCGUCAAGGAAACUGCGGAGUGAGCGGGAGGCAGCCAUGACAGUUCUUGAGUGUAACGUUGGUAACCCGCUUAGAACCGGAAACAGAGUGAGUUUUCUGGUGAAACUUGACGUCCGGGAGAUUGAGCCAAGCGGCCCUUUCACCACCAUAGAAUUGGAGGCCACAACAAAGAGCGAAGAGAGGAAUUUCACUCUCCACGACAAUUUUAAUACGUUGAGAAUUUCCCUGCACAGAGAGGUGGAGCUGAAAACAACGGGGUUUUCACGGCCUGAACAGUUGACGUACCGCCAACAGAAGACAAAAUCGGAGCAGGAGGAGCCCUUACAACGCCUCCUGCAUCUUGAUCACCAAUUCAGCGUCGCGAACACUGGGCGAAGCAUAACGCCUUACGUCAACGUCAACGUCAGCGUUCCCAUCAGAACGAGGGACGGCAAACCGCUGUAUCAGAUUACUUCUGUUCAGAUCGUUCCAGCCAAUGGAAAUCCACGUGACAUUGCUGGCGGAUGUCAGACUUCUCAUAUACCGCCGUUCGAGGUUAUUAAUGCCACAGCUUCCUUGAUUGACCGAAGUGAGCGUCGAAGAAAACCGCGAGAUGUCGGCAAAAUGACCGACUUAUAUGUGAACUGCUCUUACGCCCUCUGUGUGACUGUCCCCUGUCAGCUGAGGAGGUUAAAGCCGGGAGCAGAGGCUAUCCUCACAGUGUUCGGUCGAAUCUACGAGGAUUCCAUCAUUAACCUUCAGGCAAACGGAAUAAUCAAGCUUCAGACGAUUGGUGCUAUUCAAAUUGAGCAGGAUGCAAUCAGCUCUGAAUCAAGCUUCGCACAGAAGACUGUGAUAGUGACCACUGAAAUAUAUCCGCAAGUUCUCGGGAGAUCUCGUCUGAACACGUGGAUUCUGGUGGUGUGUAUAGCGGGUGGAGUGAUAGUGCUAAUGUUUGUCUACCUUGGAUUAUGGAAGAUCGGCUUUUUCCGGAGAGCUAAACAAGAAGAGCUUCAAAGACUGAUCAGCCGAACGGACUCGACGCCUUCCGACAGCGGUCGAGGCACCAACUCGAACUCCACCGAUAACGAGACGGGAAUACCCGAAGACGUAAGCUCGGCAGCCGGUCACACAGAUUCGGAACCACCUGAAUCUCCCCGAUAUCCUGAUGACGUUGACUUUGACACGCUCUCGCGGUCUACGUCACGCGAAACGAAAAACUUUAUCUUUGAUCGGCCAGACAGAGCCUUUUCAAACUUGACUUAUGACGAAGCGACGAGAUUCGGCACUAGGGUUUAGGUGAAAACAUUUGCAAGAUUUACUGAGCUUCUUGGCACUGCCUGAUUUAGAAAUUUACAGUUCUUCUUUGUCGGUAAAAAUUGAAAAAAAGUCCUGAAUGACUGGGUCUAGCUUCAUUAAAUGGGAUCCAUAUACUCAUGCGAAAGUUUUAUUCUUCCUUGUCCUGUGAUAUUUAUCCACCAGGAGUACAGUUUGGCCUUGAAUUUUACGUUAAAACUUGAAUGAACUGUAUUACGCCAAAACGAGAUUGCAUU